AUCGCGCAUCGUCUCUCCACUUUUCCAUUCGCUCGCUUCAUUGUCGCAUCAUAUUGCUUCAGCUCGCACUCACUUUUCACCAUCUCAAACCAUCACAAUGGCUGACCCGGAGACCGAGAUUGUCAUCGAGGACGAGACUAACGUCGACGAGGAAAUGGCAGAGGACAACGUCGACGAGGGCGCUGACGAGACUGCUCCCGGCGGCCUCGAAGACAUUGAGCCUACCAUCCCGACUCGCACCACUUUCCUGGACUACCUCUCCUCCCCCAUCGUCGAGCUCGUAGUCGGCUCCGGCGCCGAAGCGCAAACACUCUACGCCCACCAAGCCCUCCUCACCAAAGCUCCCUUCUUCGAACAAGCCGUCAGCCAACUCACCGGUUCCGCCCGCCGCAUCGCCCUGCCCCACGACGACCUCAUGGCCACGGCCUCCGUCCUCGAAUACCUCUACAAAUCCGACUACUUCCCCACCCUCUCGGGCAGCACAAACAUGGAAUACGACGCCUCCGUGCCCUCCCCCGAUAACGACGGCGUGGGUCUCCUCCGUCAUGCCCGCGUCUACACCCUGGCGAAACGCUACGGUCUCCCACAACUUUCCGCCCUCGCGCACAAGAAAAUCCACCUCACCAACUCCACCGCCAAGGGCGAGAUCGCGUACGCGCGUUUCGUGUACAAGGAGAGCGACGCGGACGACGAGGCGAUCCGCAAGCCCGUGGCUACUUUCUGGGCGACGAGGUCGCAUGUUCUGCGCCACGAGGCCGAGCAGGAGUUCAAGAGGAUGUGUUUGGAGUUCCCGCAGUUUGGUUUCGAUGUGCUCAGCUUGGUGCUCGAUGCGCAGGAGAAGAGGAGUCAGAGGCAGGAGGGGCAGAGUACCGGUGGACAGAGUGGAAGGAAGAGGCAGAGGACCAUCCUCUAA
Molecule: messenger RNA, 913 nt
Organism: Zymoseptoria tritici IPO323
Lineage: Eukaryota; Fungi; Ascomycota; Dothideomycetes; Mycosphaerellales; Mycosphaerellaceae
Exons: 3
Coding region: 98-913 (271 amino acids)
Source: RefSeq, a predicted model, not a curated record